Molecule: messenger RNA, 1698 nt
Organism: Dovyalis caffra
Lineage: Eukaryota; Viridiplantae; Streptophyta; Magnoliopsida; Malpighiales; Salicaceae
Source: the annotation of a GenBank genome assembly
AUGUCGUCGAAGAAACCGGGAGAGCGUCAAGUGCUAGAAUCAAUCUACACAAUGAUCGCUCUCGUCUUCGUACUUGUCACCUGCGUCGAGCUCUGCGACGCCGCCACCGUCGUUGACGUCUACCGGUUAAUCCAAUACGAUAUCUCCGGCGUUCCGUUCGGAUCUCGUUUCGCUACUCUGAACCACCACGCCGGUUCGUUGCAUUUCGCUUCUGGUGUCGAUCUUUCUCGCACUGUCGUCAUCAUUCCAGUUCGCGAAUUGAACAUCACUUUCGUUAAAGAAUAUUUUGCGCAAAGAAAGCCUCUGGGAGGAUUAUUGUUUUUGCUGCCACAAAUGUUUAAUUUUGAAAAUAGAGACGUCGUGUCGGGGAGUGAGGAUGAAAUCCAUGAGAAGGAGCUGAUCAAGACUGUUUUGGUGGAGCUUGAACGAUUGCUCAUUCAUGCAAGUAUACCUUAUCCUGUAUAUUUUGCUUUUGAGGAUGAUGACAUUGAUGCUGUGUUGGCUGAUGUCAAGAGGAGUGAUGCCUCUGGUCAGCCUGCUACUGCAACAACUGGCGGCUACAAGCUUGUUGUCUCAGCACCAGAACCUAAGAAAAUUGUAUCACCCACCAUCACAAACAUUCAGGGGUGGUUGCCAGGACUGAAAGCAGAUGGAGAUCCAAAUCAACUUCCAACUAUUGCUAUUGUAGCAUCAUAUGAUACUUUUGGAACCACUCCUGCAUUAUCUGUUGGAAGUGAUAGCAAUGGGAGUGGUGUUGUGGCACUUCUAGAGAUAGCUAGGUUAUUUUCUCUUCUUUAUUCAAAUCCAAAGACAAGAGGACGGUAUAAUUUACUUUUUGGGCUAACAUCCGGUGGACCUUAUAACUACAAUGGAACUCACAAGUGGCUUCGGAGCUUUGAUCAACGUCUACGAGAGAGCAUUGAUUAUGCUAUUUGCUUAAAUAGUGUUGGCUCAUGGGAUAAUGAAUUGUGGAUUCAUGUGUCCAAGCCUCCAGAAAAUGCCUUUAUUAAACAAAUUUUUGAAGGUUUCUCCUCAGUAGCAGAAGAGCUGGGCAUUGAAGUUGGUCUGAAGCACAAGAAAAUUAAUAUUUCAAAUCCUCGAGUAGCUUGGGAGCACGAACAAUUUUCAAAGCUGAGGGUGACGGCAGCUACUCUCUCCGAACUCUCUGCAGCACCGGAACUGUUUGAAAGCACAGGAGGUCUGUCUGAUAGCAGACAUUUUGUAAAUGAAACUGCAAUAGUUAGAAGUAUCAAGCUAGUUGCUGAGAGUAUUGCGAGGCAUAUCUAUGGUCACCAAGGGAAAAACGUUCAAAUCUUUGCGGAUGACACUAGUUUAGCUGUCAAUGCUCCUUACAUAAUAUCCUGGUUGGAUCUUUUGUCGCAAACACCUCGAGUGGCACCAUUUCUAUCAAAGAAUGAUCCAUUUGUCGUUGCACUGAAAAAGGAAUUAGAAGAUCAUACUUAUGAAGUACACAUGCAACAUGAGGUGCUUGAUGGGAUGUUCACACUCUACGAUUCAACUAAAGCUAAACUAAACAUAUAUCAGGUUGCUAGCGUAACAUUCGACUUGCUGUUGCUUCUAGUGCUAGGAUCAUAUCUGAUAAUACUAUUUACUUUUCUGGUUAUCACAACUAGGGGUCUUGAUGAUCUUAUAAGUUUAUUCCGACGGCCUCCCUCUCGUAAGGUGAAAACAGCAUGA